AUGCACGGCACAUAUAAGGCAAUAGAAAAACAAGAAAACGAAUGGGAUGUCAGGUACGGUAGUCCACACCAUUCUCGAUCCCAAUCAGUGAAGGCGCAGAGAUCUCGUACGGGAGAACGUCAGCUCUUAGGACUGCCACAACAAAGAGCGAGAGUAGCGUCUAUGCCCAACACUGGCGUCGAAGAGGAGUAUUAUAGACUGAGGCAUUUUAGUAUAACUGGUAAAGGUGUAAUAAAUAGAGGGGAUUCCCUACGAUCCAGACGGUCACGGUCCAACACAUCGGUGGCGUCCAGCGCGUCUAGCACUGAGGCUGUGACGAGAGCUUCAGCGCCUUGCUCUUUAGCAUCUUCGAGGGAUUCAUCAGCUGGUCUCAGUACAUACAGAGUGUUGGUGCUGGGCGGGCCGGGUGUGGGCAAGUCGAGUCUAGUGGGUCAGUUCAUGACGUCGGAGUACUUGCACGCGUACGAUACUAGCAUUGAUGACGAAUCUGGUGAGAAGUCCGUUUGCGUGUUGCUCGCGGGAGAGGAGUCGGAGAUCACUUUCCUAGAUUCACCGCCAGACAAUGUGAUUUCUGAAGGAGCAGCGCACGGCUACUGCGUGGUGUACAGUACAGCAGACAGAACCAGUUUCGCAGAAGCCGAGAGGAGGCUCCAGACGCUGUGGGCGGCGGGACACACCACUCGGCGGGCGGUCAUACUCGUCGGCAACAAAGCGGACCUGGCCAGGUCUAGAGUGGUGCCCACUGAUGAAGGCAAAGCCCUCGCAACAUCAUACGAAUGCAAGUUUAUAGAAACGUCGGUGGGGAUCAACCACAACGUGGACGAACUGCUAGUGGGACUCCUCACGCAAAUCAGACUGAAGCAGCAACACGCUGAAAGAGUGAGAAAACGCAGUGGUUCGCGUAAGAAUCGCAGUCGCGCGCGUUCCCCGCUGGAGACUGACAACACGACGCCGGCGCCCGCCUCCGCCUCCAGCACACCCAGGAAACGCACUAGACUAUCGGCUAGCGUAAAAGUGCGUGGUCUGCUGGGGCGCGUGUGGGCGCGCGAUUCUAAGUCCAAGUCGUGCGAGAAUCUGCACGUCCUG
Messenger RNA from Brenthis ino (lesser marbled fritillary), 1086 nucleotides. Lineage: Eukaryota; Metazoa; Arthropoda; Insecta; Lepidoptera; Nymphalidae. The record is from the annotation of a GenBank genome assembly.